AUGCCAGCAAUUAAACAGUUCCCCACCCAACUGGCCCACACCCUUAAAACCCACAAUGGCCCCGUGAACGCUGUGACCUUCUCCAGCUAUCCUGGAACCUAUAUCCUCACCGGCUCGACAGAUCGUGCUAUUCACCUCUCCCGGGCUAUUCCCAACAAUAACAAUGCCUCUGCUGCGGAGACAACGUCCCCAAUCCAGAAGUAUGAGGCGCACGGGUACUCCGUGUUAGACAUUGCCGUCGCAGCAGACAACUCCCGGUUCGCCAGCGUUGGUGGAGACCGCCAGGUCUUUCUGUGGGAUGUCGAACAGGGAGGAACAAUCAGACGCUGGAGUGGACACAAUGCGCGCGUUGAGGCCGUCCAAUUCGCAGGCGAAGAUGACUCUGUAGUGGUGUCUGGCAGCGCAGACACAACUAUUAACAUCUGGGAUACCAAGUCCAACUCCUACAAGCCCAUCCAGACCCUCACCGAAGCCCGAGAUACCGUUUCCUCCUUACACGUGCACAUGCCCACAUACUCUAUCGCAAGUGCAAGCUACGACGGCCGAGUCCGAGUAUACGAUAUUAGAAUGGGACGCACCCUUGUCGAUGUUCUCGCACACCCUGUCACUAGUGUUCGCUGCUCUAAUGACGGCAAUGCUCUUUUAGCAUCUACAACAGACGGGCGCAUCCGAAUGCUGGACCGGAGCGACGGCAAACUAUUAAAGGCUUUCGGCGGCGACGAUGUCAGUUCGAGUCAGGGUAAUAGCAAUGCCACAUAUCGCAAAAGCGACCUUCGAAUUCGCUCUAUAUUCGCGAAAGCGGACGCCAUUGUCCUCAGCGGGAGUGCGGCAGAUGACUCCGGCAAUGGCAAUGGUGCUACACAGGCGUCCGUAUUCGCCUGGGAUGUGCUCAGUGGAGAAGUGGUCGCGUGUGUCCCAGCCGGACCAGGCGUCAAGGCCGUGAGUGCUGUAUCGUGGAAUGAAAAAGGAAAUUGCUGGGCUGGUGGUUGUUCAGAUGGAACCGUCAAAGUCUAUCGCUAA
Molecule: messenger RNA, 1020 nt
Organism: Aspergillus neoniger CBS 115656
Lineage: Eukaryota; Fungi; Ascomycota; Eurotiomycetes; Eurotiales; Aspergillaceae
Product: WD40 repeat domain-containing protein
Exons: 4
Coding region: 1-1020 (339 amino acids)
Biological process (GO): mRNA splicing, via spliceosome
Cellular component (GO): catalytic step 2 spliceosome
Molecular function (GO): protein binding
Source: RefSeq, a predicted model, not a curated record